AUGGGUAAAGGGAAUCUCAGCGCCGUUAAGGGCCUAGGGAGCAGGGCAGUCGACAACAUAAGUGUUCAAGUCCGGGGUGCCGUCAACCUCGUCACACGACAAUCGAAGGAGCAAGUCCGGCCUGCAAAACGCCAGAAGCAAUGCCCAGAAUACUCUCAACACUUCCCGCAGAACAAACCUCGCGAUUUGCCCAAACGCGGCCGGGACGAUGAUAACUCUGCUGAAGUCUGGGAAUUCACGAUAGAGGAGCCGAGAAACGACAGCUACGGCAAGAAAAAUCAUGCCAGGGCCUCCUCCGGCCCCCGCCCCAAGAAGCCUAGGCUGUUACACGUCACCGGGCCUGCGCACGGAAAAGCCACGAAGCCCGAGGUCAUACACAGCGACGACGAACCAAUUUCCAUUGCAGAUUCUCAAGACCAUGUGAUCGUCGAUGAUCUGGCCGACAACGACGGGCCGCCACCAGCGAAUAUCCAGUCGGACGUCUUACGCGGACGGCCUAGAAAAAGCGAGCGAGUGCCGCCGAUGCAGGGACCGUUUGUCAAGAAACCGAAGCGCACUUCCCAAGGCGCAGCCAAUGCAGAUGUCUCAGAAGAUGAGCUUGCGCGGACUCCCAGCAAGGGCAAGGCAAGAGCUACAAACUUUUCGGCGUUGCAACAGCGGAAACGGCAGCGCUCACCAUCCAAAGCAGACAUCCAGCCAACCAAAUUCACCAGUACUGAAGCUUCGCCUGAUCCUCUGGAAGUGUCCGCCUGUUGGUUGGAGGCCGCGGCCUGUGGGAGGAAUUCGUUUCGUGCUGGCGGCCAGAAGUCAGCGCUUGUUGAAGAUGAUCAUCACAAUUGGAAGCUCAAGAUCCUCGGCGAGGAUGGCAAGUGGAAACUUUCGACUAUCGAGUGGUUAUCUGUUUCCGCAGAUUCAAUUGUGCACAUAUACCAUAACGCAACGCACAGUAAGCACGUACGCAUCUCACGCAUGUCCCGAUUGGAAAUGAACCGCACGCUUCAUUUGCAGUUUACGAGCAAGGAAAUCGCGGUCAAGUUCCUCAAGUCUGUUGACAGUGAGCUAUUGUGCUCUCAGGGAAGUGCGCAAUUGCAAGCAACGUUCGAACGUGCGAUGUCGGAAGCACUGAAUUAUCAAGAGAAGAACGGCACCAAGGACGACUCCUCGACUGAAGAGUCCUUGCCAUUAGGGGCCGCCAAAGUCUCCCCACAACCUCAAGGAAAGCCUGCCAAACUCAAGGAUAAGAUGACUGGACCGCCAGAAACAGCAAAUGCUCGGGCUACAAAAACUACGAGUGCUGUUUCGCCGACUCAACCCACGACACUUGUUACCAAAGGCCCUUCAACGCGACGCACUCAAAGGCUAGCACCUGAUGAACAAAAGCCGCUCAACAAUCUCGAAAAUUUCGAAACCUGGACGUCGCUGCAUCCUGACUGGAGAAGCAGGUGGCCCCAACCUUUGAUAUACCCAGCGACAGGCAAGAAUCGGGCCACGGUUGAUCAGGACGACAUCCUGCGACUAGACGAGGGCGAGUUCUUGAACGAUAAUUUGAUCAGUUUCUAUCUGCGGCACCUGCAACUGCAAUUGGAGAAAGAGCGCCCCGAGCUUUUGAACAAAGUGCACAUCCUCAGCAGCUUCUUCCAUGAGAAGUUGAAAAAGGACAGAUAUGCGGGAGUACAGUCAUGGACUGCCAAGAUUGACAUUUUCUCGUACGACUAUGUCAUCGUCCCCGUCAACGAGAAUAUGCAUUGGUACAUGGCCAUCAUCUGCAACCCGGGCAAUGCACUGCGUGAGAGCACAACGGCAGCCAAGGAGUCGUCUACUUCCGCAGGCGAUCAAACCGAACGGGGCCAAAUCACUGAGCCGGAGCCGAAACAUGACAAGUCCAAAGAACCCAAGAUUGUUACCAUGGACUCACUUGCCAUUGCCCGGCCCUCAACCUGCAAGAUUCUUAGAGAAUAUCUCGUGCAAGAAGCGCAGGCCAGGAAGAGUGUAGCUUUCACUACACCAAUUCACGGCAUGACAGCCAAGAAGCUCCCAGAGCAACAGAACUACUGCGACUGUGGUGUGUAUAUCCUGUCGUAUGUCGAGCAGUUUCUGAAAGACCCUGACGAGGCAUGCCGACGUCUCCUGAAUCGGGAAGGCCUGGAAUGGGAGGUCGAAGCUAGUGAGAUACGGUCCAACAUGAGAGACAUGCUGUUCAGUCUCCAGGCAGAACAGCAACAGAGACUGCAAAAUGAGAAGGAAGAGAAGCUAAAGCGCAAGAAGCAACUGAAAACGUUGGCUAAGUCGUCUGAGGCUACGGGGCCCCCAGAUAGUAACGAGCGGCAAUCGUCGUUACCAUCCGAGGAGUCAGGUACUCAGCCAACAUCAGCGCGCGACAGCACGGCUUCUGCGCCCGUGAGUUGUGGUUCGCCAUCACGUCAAGCCCCGAGGCGUAGCGCAACCACCCAAGCCAGUCGCGACACCACUUCUACCACUCCUGCCACCAUCUCCCGCCCGAAGCGCUUGCCGUUAGUGAAAACUGAUGGCCCGGCAGCGGGACUGAUGAACAGUAUCCAGGACGAGUGCGCCAGUGUGGAUCAGCCAGACGAGAAGUGCUUUUCCGCGGAAGAAGGUUCGCCAACAAGGUCUCCAAUGUACGGUGACACACGCACCGUGCCCGCCUUUGUCCAGCUACUGCCCGAAUCAGACGGCGAAGAAGUAGGCACAAGCUCCAAAGGCGUAAGCAACAAGCGAACCUUGGUUGGACGAGACCGUGGCGAUUCGAGUCCCACAAACCAAGCAACGUCGCGGCAGAAACAAGCUGCAGGGCGCAUUGUACACAGCAUCGACGAUGAUUGA
Emericellopsis atlantica is the source of this 2841-nucleotide messenger RNA. RefSeq lists its product as uncharacterized. Gene Ontology annotation, molecular function: SUMO-specific endopeptidase activity. Bases 1 to 2841 code for a protein of 946 amino acids. Gene Ontology annotation, biological process: protein desumoylation. Gene Ontology annotation, cellular component: cytoplasm; nucleus. Lineage: Eukaryota; Fungi; Ascomycota; Sordariomycetes; Hypocreales; Bionectriaceae. The transcript has 3 exons. The record is from RefSeq and is a predicted model, not a curated record.